UUCAUUGAUGGAAAAUAAACAGAAUUUUAGAAGGAAAAGGGCAAGUCCAAAUAAAAAUCCUCCUUUAUUAUCUAUUAAAUAUGAACUGGAAGAGCCAUCUGCUCUUCCAGUUAAAGAAUCAGCAAAUAUUUCUGGAAAAAUGGCAGCACUUCCUGGAGAUUUCCAAAAUACAACAAAUUUAUUUUCAGCAUCAUUUGAUGUAGCUGUGCCUGAAAGUAAGAAAAGGAAACCCCAAACCGCAAGAAGGGGAAAGAAAAAGCAAAAUUCUUAUGAUAGAAAUAUUAUACAACAACCUAAAAACAAUAUUUUAGCUUCUGAUGACUAUCCUGUUGAAUAUGGAAGUAAUUUAUUAAUUGAUGAGUCCGUAAUGAAUAAUAAAGGAAUUCCUUUUUUCUCAAAUGUUUUUGAAAGUUCUGUGACUGAAAUGUCAAAGGCGAAAAUGGUGACUGCCAAAAAAAGAAGUCCAGCAAAAAGAACUAGAAAUAAUCGAACUUCUGUAGUUUCAGAUAUUUCAAAUAAUGAUGUGUGCAGUUUUCUUACGCCUCCUUUUUCUAAUGCUUUGGAACAAAAUUGUCUGUCUUGCCAUCCAGCUAAUAUUUCAUUGAUGGAAAAUAAACAGAAUUUUAAAGGGAAAAGGGCAAGUCCAAAUAAAAAAUAUACUUCAAAAAGGAAUUUGAAAUCUUUAGAUUCUUUGAAUGCAAAUGAUAACAUGAAUGCUUGCAGUUUUCCACCUGACAAAAAAAAGAAAGGAAGCUAUCCUAGAAAAAGGACUGCAAAGAAAUCAAUCGGUAAUAUACAAAAGGAGUUAGAUAUUGUUGAAAGGCAGUGUUCAAUCAAAAGUGGCUUAGUAACUUCUGUUAAAAAAGAAUUAAGUGAUACAUUUGAUUAUAAUGAUGUCUUAAAGCAUAAAAAAUCUAAUAUUAAAGAAAUUGUAUAUUUUGAUGAUGGCACUGGUAAAUUUAUCCCGCUUAUUAAUGAUGUUGAUGCGUUGGAAUCCUCAAGUAUGAAUAUCACGAGAACAUAUGUUUCUAUGAUCUUUGAGGAAGAAACCUCAGUGGUGGAUGAAGAUACUGAAUGUUUCAAAAUUCCUUCCAAAAUAUCUAUGAAUAAUUCGGAUGCAAAUUUAAAAAACACUUCCAAUAAUUCUUCUAGUAAUGCCAUAUUUCAGCCUAGGUUGCAACCAGAUAAUCUUGUUCAAAAUAUUCUGGAUAAGGGUAUUUGUGAAUCUGAGUGCUUACUUCAGUUAAAUACUUCACAUACCAUUGACUCAAACAUUCCAAAUAUUAAAAAAGAACCUCAGGAUUUUUCUAAUAGUUCUGUUGAAAUGUGUUCAGUGGACAAAAUGAGUUCUGAAUCAUUAGCAUCUGAUUCACUCGGUUCAAAUACUGCAACUCAAAGAGCAAUUCAGUCUGAGUCAUCAAGUAUUCAUACUUCUCUAAAUUCUGACAGCUCUGGUGCAAAUGUAGAAAAACUUGCUAUUCCUGUUAUUAUAAAAAAAGAACCUAUAGAUUUUCAAGAAAAUGAAAAUCUAAAUAAAAGUGUAUCAAAAUCUGAAAGUUUCUGUCAGUUAAAUGCUUCACAUACCAUUGACUUAAACAUUCCAAAUAUUAAAAAAGAACCUGAACAUUUUUCUAAUAAUUAUGUUGAAAUGUGUUCAGUGGGCAAAAUGAGUUCUGAAUCUGUGAAUAGAAGUAAAACAGUGGAAUGCUCCGAGUCAUUAGCAUCUGACUUACUCAGUUCAAAUACUGCGACACAAAAAACGUUCCAAUCCGACUCAUCAAAUAUUCAUACUUCUCAAAAUUCUGAUAAAUCUGAUGUAAAGGCAAAUAAAAAUACUGCUUCUAAUUUUAAAAAACUGGAGCCUGGAGGUUUAAAAACAAAUAGUAGUGCCAUAUUGCGUGACAUUUAUCGUAACAUUAAUAAACUACAAAAAAAGGAUAAAGCUUUGGAAUCUAUAAAUGAGUUAGCUAAAACUUACGUAAAUGAUUGUCAUUCUGAAUCGUCAGUUUUAAAUUCAGAUAUUAUUGAAUUAUCUUCAGAUGAUGAUAAUUCAAAGACACAUGAUGUAGCUAUUCCUCAAUUUAGAACUUCUGUCUUAGGAUGUGGGCCAGAGUUAAGUGAAAGUAAUUCUAGAAGCAAUAGGCAGGUUUCUGCAAUCAAAUCUGAAUCUAUUCAAGGUAAAAAUUAUGAUUUGCCUUCUCGUACUUCUGAAUCUAUUCAAGAUAAAACUUGUGAAUUACCAUCUGUUAUUUUAUCAUAUAAUCAAAUAAAGAAAGAACCAGGAGUACCACCAGAUAUGGUUAAUAAAAGAAAGAAAAGAAAGACUUCUACCCUUAAGGUACAGACAUUUCCAAAGACAUAUGAUAUUAUUGAAUUAUCUUCAGAUGAUGAUAAUUCAAAGACAUAUGAUGUAGCUAUUCCUCAAUUUAGAACUUCUGUCUUAGGAUGUGGGCCAGAGUUAAGUGAAAGUAAUUCUAGAAGCAAUAGGCAGGUUUCUGCAAUCAAAUCUGAAUUUAUUCAAGGUAAAAAUUAUGAUUUGCCUUCUCGUACUUCUGAAUCUAUUCAAGAUAAAACUUGUGAAUUACCAUCUGUUAUUUUAUCAUAUAAUCAAAUAAAAAAAGAACCAGGAGUUCUACCAGAUAUGGUUAAUAAAAGAAAGAAAAGAAAGACUUCUACCCUUAAGGUACAGACAUUUCCAAAGACAUAUGAUAUUAUUGAAUUAUCUUCAGAUGAUGAUAAUUCAAAGACAUAUGAUGUAGCUAUUCCUCAAUUUAGAACUUCUGUCUUAGGAUGUGGGCCAGAGUUAAGUGAAAGUAAUUCUAGAAACAAUAGGCAGGUUUCUGCAAUCAAAUCUGAAUCUAUUCAAGGUAAAAAUUAUGAUUUGCCUUCUCGUACUUCUGAAUCUAUUCAAGAUAAAACUUGUGAAUUACCAUCUGUUAUUUUAUCAUAUAAUCAAAUAAAAAAAGAACCAGGAGUUCUACCAGAUAUGGUUAAUAAAAGAAAGAAUUCUUCUACCCAUAAGGUACAGACAUUUCCAAAGACACAUGAUAUUAUUGAAUUAUCUUCAGAUGAUGAUAAUUCAAAGACAUAUGAUGUAGCUAUUCCUCAAUUUAGAACUUCUGUCUUAGGAUGUGGGCCAGAGUUAAGUGAAAGUAAUUCUAGAAGCAAUAGGCAGGUUUCUGCAAUCAAGUCUGAAUCUAUUCAAGGUAAAAAUUAUGAUUUGCCUUCUCGUACUUCUGAAUCUAUUCAAGAUAAAACUUGUGAAUUACCAUCUGUUAUUUUAUCAUACAAUCAAAUAAAAAAAGAACCAGGAGUUCUUCCAGAUAUGGUUAAUAAAAGAAAGAAAAGAAAGACUUCUACCCUUAAGGUACAGACAUUUCCAAAGACAUAUGAUAUUAUUGAAUUAUCUUCAGAUGAUGAUAAUUCAAAGACAUAUGAUGUAGCCAUUCCUCAAUUUAGAACUUCUGUCUUAGGAUGUGGGCCAGAGUUAAGUGAAAGUAAUUCUAGAAGCAAUAGGCAGGUUUCUGCAAUCAAAUCUGAAUCUAUUCAAGAUAAAACUUGUGAAUUACCAUCUGUUAUUUUAUCAUAUAAUCAAAUAAAAAAAGAACCAGGAGUUCUACCAGAUAGGGUUAAGAAAAGAAAGAAUUCUUCUACCCUUAAGGUACAGACAUUUCCAAAGACACAUGAUAUUAUUGAAUUAUCUUCAGAUGAUGAUAAUUCAAAGACAUAUGAUGUAGCUAUUCCUCAAUUUAGAACUUCUGUCUUAGGAUGUGGGCCAGAGUUAAGUGAAAGUAAUUCUAGAAGCAAUAGGCAGGUUUCUGCAAUCAAAUCUGAAUCUAUUCAAGGUAAAAAUUAUGAUUUGUCUUCUCGUACUUCUGAAUCUAUUCAAGAUAAAACUUGUGAAUUACCAUCGGUUAUUUUAUCAUAUAAUCAAAUAAAAAAAGAACCAGGAGUUCUACCAGAUAGGGUUAAGAAAAGAAAGAAUUCUUCUACCCUUAAGGUACAGACAUUUCCAAAGACACAUGAUAUUAUUGAAUUAUCUUCAGAUGAUGAUAAUUCAAAGACAUAUGAUGUAGCUAUUCCUCAAUUUAGAACUUCUGUCUUAGGAUGUGGGCCAGAGUUAAGUGAAAGUAAUUCUAGAAGCAAUAGGCAGGUUUCUGCAAUCAAAUCUGAAUCUAUUCAAGGUAAAAAUUAUGAUUUGCCUUCUCGUACUUCUGAAUCUAUUCAAGAUAAAACUUGUGAAUUACCAUCUGUUAUUUUAUCAUAUAAUCAAAUAAAAAAAGAACCAGGAGUUCUACCAGAUAUGGUUAAUAAAAGAAAGAAUUCUUCUACCCUUGAGGUACAGACAUUUCAUUAUCAAGGGAAUGAAAGAAAUUCUUCAGGUGGCAAUUUGAAAGAAGUUUGUUUAUCAAAUGAAAGAGAGACUUCAUUUUCAGUUUUGAAUGUUGAUAAAAGACCAAAGAUAGAAAACUCUCAACGUACCAGUUCUUCUCGGAAUGAAUCAACUUUUGUAGAAACAAGACCAUUACCAACUGCUUGUAGAGCAAAUGCAACUUUCAAAAGUCAAGGUAUGGCUGGUGCUGUAAAAAGUUUUGUUUCUUCAAUUACUUCUGUCAGUACGAAAAAAACAGUUAAGAAUAGUUCUGAAAGUAAGAGUAAUUCCUCAAAUUCUAAUUCACUUCAUUUGAGGAGCAAAAUUAAUAAUGAUCUAGAAGAUGAUUUAACAAUAACAACUGAUGAUUCCUUUAAGAACUUAUUAGAUCUUAAUACAUCAGAAUUUACUGAUAAAAAAUCAUUAAAAGAAUAUAAAAAGUGUGCUAAUACUCAUAUAGAUAGUUCUAAAACGCUGGAAAACCAGAAAAAUUUGAAUCUCAUAGAAGUAAAACCUGAAGUAACUGCAGAACACAAUAUUUCAUCAGAUGAAAUUUCUUUUAUUGUAUCUGAACAGGAUGAUAUUUCUAAUCAAACUUCAGUUUAUGACACUUCAAGUAAUUCUAGAUCUGUUGCACCUAAUAAUAUUGCUGCUUCUUUUCAGUGCAGUUCUCCAAUAAAUUUAUCAUCUCCUGUUCAUGAAAUAAUGGAAAAUUCUGUGGAUAUCUCUGAUUCCAUCAGUUUAAAAGAAUCUGAUCUUUUGGCUAAUUUUAAGAAGAAUAACUUAAAGUUUUGUAAGCAUCCAUAUCCAGGUAAUAUUCCAUUCUAUAAAAGGAAACCAUAUACUGGAUGUUAUUUUAGGUAUGAUAAAGAAAUCUCGAAUAUAACAGUUGAAGAUAUAGGAAAAAAGUUAAAAGAAGCCGAGAAUCAGGCACCUGAAGAUCCAGCUGAUGGAAGAAAGCUGGAUUUUAAUUCUCUUAUUCCGGAAGAAGUAGAGUGUUACUAUCGAGUUUUGACAGCAGAACCUUCUAAGACAUUAAUUUCCAAAUAUCUCCAAAAAUCUACAGUUUCUGCAAGGAAUUGUAAUUAUCUAGAUGAAGUCAUAUGCCUUAGCUCUCCUAGAACUGAAGAUAAUGCAUCUUCUGUAUCUGAAACACCUAAAAAAGUUUUUGCUGAUACAGCUUCAGCAAGAAAUUGUAAUUCUGUAGACGAUGUCCUGUGCAUUUUUAGUUCUCCUAGUAUAGAAAAUAGUGCAUCUUCUGUAUUUGAAGUAUCUGCAAAAGUUUCUGCUGAUAAAAGUGUUGACCAAGAUGCAAAUGAAUCUUUGGAAACUAAUAAAACCUUUAUUACUUCUUUAUCAGAACAGGAUAAAGAACUUGGUUCUACUUUUACAAAUGAUGUAAUCUUCCAAAAGGGGACCAUUAAUUCUUUAUCAAAAAAUGUAAAAAAUUCUCAGCAGUUAAAGCCAUUAUGCAAUAAUGCAAAUGUUCCUGGAGUUUCAGAAAUAAAUAAUAAACUCCAAAUAGACUCUCAUGAAAAUAUAACUAAAGGUCCAGAAUCCAUUUCUGAAAUAAGUUCUGCAGCUGAACAAAUAAACUUACUUCCAUCUGUAUCAGCUGUAAAAGUUUCUACUUGCACAAAUAUUUUCCCAAGUAAUAAUAGUAAGCAGUCAAAUAAAAUUGAUUCAUCUAAUGAAAUGCCAGAAGGUACAUUGUCUAAAAUUGAUGAUAGUAUGUUAGACAAUGAGAAGUCAGAUUUAUCUACCAGUAUGCAGAAAAUCUUGAAUGCCAACCUUCCUUGUGAAGUUUUAUCUUCAGAUAUGACACCAAACAACAAGCUGGUAUCACUGAUAGAUAAGGCUGACAGUUUUAUAUCACCAACUUCUGAAGUUGAGUCUUUUGUAAGUAAAAGUAAUUAUCAUUCUGAAAAUAUAAAUGAUGAAUCGUUAAAAGAAAUUCCAUGUGAUUCAAAUAAUCCAGUCUUGCCAAUGAAACAUUGUUCUGUUAUUAAUUCAAUCCAUGAACAAUCAUUUACUGAAUUUAAUGUGGUACAUUCAGUGCAGCAAACUUCAUCAAACCUAAAUAACUUAACAAGUCAAUUAUCAAAAUCAUUUUCUGAUAAUCCCGAACACCUUUUAAUACCUGGAAUUUCAGAAAAUGCAACAUCAGAAUCUUCUAUAAACACUCAAAUUGAAGAACAGUCCUCAAGGCAGUUAUCUUUGCAAGUUAAUGAAUUAUGCCAUUCUGAGAAGGAUGACAAUUCUCAAACAACACCAUCAGUAUCAAAUACAGUUAAUGAUUCUCUUUUAAGAAAGCUAAAUUUACAUACUUCUGAACUUCGUAAAAUACUAGAAACUGUUAAUAUUCAUCCUUCUCCAGAAUGUAGUAAACCUAAUUUGUUAAACUUCAAAGAAACAUAUCAAUAUGACCAUACCCGACAUUCUUAUGUUUCACCUCAACAUGUUGUGGAUUAUGGGCAUGGCAUUUCAAUGAGUCGUGGUGAAGAAUAUUUUUAUUAUGAUAGAGAACCUCUUAUUAAGAUCCCUAUUGUACACGAUUAUGGUCAUAAAUCUGUUAAGGAUUUAGAUAUUGAUAAUUUGGAUACUACAAAUAAAGAAACUGUGUCUACAACAAUAAAAGCAAGACAUGAAGUUUCAGGUAAUACACCUAUUUGUUCUAAAUCUGAUUUAACACCUGAAAAUAAUAAAGAUAAUUUUAAUAAAAAUUCUGAAUUGCCAGUUCAAUCAUCCUAUGAGCAGCAACCUAGAGAAUCUGAACAAAAAGAUGAAAUGAAAGAAUCAGCUACUCAAGAUCAAGAUGUACCAAAUGUAAAACCUAAGUAUAUAACGCGGUUUCAAAGAGUCAUGGCAAGGGUGUCCUCAAAAAAGUCAUCCAAAGCCGAACCCAACAAUCUGUUAACAGAUUGCUUUCCUUUGAAAUCGUCUAAAAAGAGACCAUGUAUCAGAAAACCUAUGGCACUUGUACCGCCGUCCAAUCAAAAGUCUACUAAGAAUCCACCAAAACGGAAAAAAAUUGUUCAUUUGGAUAACAAUCCUUUAUCCUUGACAGAUUCUAAAAAUAAUAAAAAAACGAAAAAAUGUAAGAAAAAUAAAAGUACUAGUAGAAGCAAAAAAUCCACAAAAUCUCCACCUAGAAAUAAAUCUAUAAGCGAUUUAUCAACUUUAUUUCGACCUGAUAAAAUAGUUAAAGCAGAAGCAAAAGAAGAGUCUUCUAGUAAAAGUAAUUCUGUCAAAACUAAUGAAAGCCAUGGCCGUCGUGUUUAUGGUAGAGUUACUAAUCGUGGUAGUUUUUUGACACAGUCCUCUAUAAAUCAGCCUCCAAAACCUAUUGGUAAAAGAGGUAUAAAUAUGAGGAAAAUUACUAAAGUUCUUCCAGAUGAAUUACAUUCAAUGAUUCAUUCUCCAAAGAUUGAUAUUUUUCCAACGAGUAAGAAUAUUCCUACUUGCUCUGAUAAAUUGUUUAAAUCUGUUAAUAGAAUAGGAGGAUCAACUUCAUUCAUUGCAUCAGCUAGUAAAACAACCGUAAGUACUAAAACUAAUUUUAAUUCUUCUAGCUCGGUUUUUAAAUCGCUGCUUCCAAACCCAAUUAUGAGACCACCACAUAAGGAUCCUAGAACUUUGAAAAGUGUGUCACCUGAUAUUACUUGCCAGUCUCUAAAUGAUUCUUCCAACUUUCUUAUUAGUCCUAAUGUGCCGACUAUUUUUCCAAAUGUUCCAUCAAAAAAAAGUUAUCUUCCAUGUAAUUCACCACUGCUUCCAAAUCCAGAAAUUAGGCCAGAAAGUCCUCUAAUAAGUAGAAGAACCUUACUUCCCACUCCUCAAAUUGGAUUUAACAAAACUGUCACAGAUAAUGAAGGAUGGUUUACUUCUAUUCAUGCUCAUGCUCAGAACUAUUCAAAUCCUUAUAGAAGUAUUCCAGUCAGAGAUUUUGAAUCAGGUGUUUCUCUAACAACCGAUUCACCAUCUGCUUUUGGUUCAUCUAAUAAUUUUAAUGUUCAGCCUUCUAGUUUGACUGAGCAAUCAUCUCCUAGUAUUGCGGGUGAUGUUCAUAUAUCUAAUCGUAGUGCUCAUCAUAGACAUUCUAGAACUCGUCAAACUAAAUGUGUUUGUUUACCACCAAAAUCAUUAAAAGCAUCUAUUGGGAAUGCCGUAUUUGACACAGCAGAUGUGCUUUUGUUGAUUUUAGAGUGGAAUGUGGAUUGGUUAGUUCAACAACAAAAGAAUCAUGAUCCUCCUCCAAUAUCUACAUAUAUUAAAAAAGUUGUAAAUACAUAUGAAGAUUUUGAUGAAUAUUAUAAUACAUAUUUACCUCUAAUGCUUCUUGAAACUUGGCAAAGGAUUUAUAUGUCUUGGACUAGUCUAAAUCAAGCAGCAUCUCCAUACUUUUGUGAAGUAACAUCUUAUUCCAUCGAGUGUAAUUGUAUAAAAGUACAAUGUCAGGCAAUAUUUAAGAGUUCUGAUGCUGAAAGAGGACUAGUUCCUGAAGAAGGCAAUAUUAUAAUGGUAAAAUUUGGAACUAAAGAAAAGGGAGGUAUUAAAAUAUUUGGGUAUAUUAGAGAUGUUAAAAUUGUACCAUUUGAUUCAUCUAUGAGUGCCUCUUUUAAAUAUUUAAAAUAUUCAUCUGGAGAAAGUUUACAGAUGCUUUUAUUGACAUUUUCUGGUGCAUAUUCAUCAGAUGAUUUUGAUACAAAUCAAUUGAUUCGUAUUCAAAUUCUCUAUAAUAUUAAGUCUACCCUAAAGCAAAAUGAGGCUUUACUGAAUCUUAAAAACUCUCCACUGUAUAAAAACAUUUUAAAUCCACUAACUGAUGGCUUGCGAAUCGUAACUUUGAAGAUUCGUAAUACAGACCCAGUAAAGGAUAAUGCGUCUCAGUGUGUGAGGGAUAUUGUUAAAGGUAUUUUAUCUCCUCAUCCUCUUCCACUUCUUACUGUAGCAAAAACAUUGCUUUCAUUUGAUCAUUAUUUAAUUCUUCCUUCUCUUAUUGAAAUGAUGAAGAACUCCUACAGAACAAAAGUUUUACUGUGUACACGUACUUCUAAAGCACUUACGGACAUUGGUAUCACUCUUUGUGGAACAUCAAUUAAAUUUGUCGUCUUGGGAAAAAAGUCCGAUAUCCAUCAGAAAUUGAGAAAAUAUCUUUUAGAAGAAGUUGCAAAUAAAAAACUGAGCAAAGAAUCAAGUGAAGAUGCUCUAAUUAAUGAAGAUACAAGAAACAGUUUGUUGGUGAAUAUUAAAUUGGAUAUAUUAAAAAAUUGUGAUGUAAUUUUAUCACUGAUACGCAACUGUCAUAAUGAGUUAGUUGCAGAGGCUUAUGCGGAUGGAGACAGCAUUGCACGGAUGUGUUGUAUAAUUGAUGAGGCCGGUGCAUGUACUGAACCAGAAAUUUUAAUACCACUUUUGUAUGGCAUUAGUAAAUUAAUCUUGAUAGGUGAUACUGAUGUUCCUGCAAAAGUCUGCUCAAAGGCUGCUGCUAAUUUUGGUUAUAAUAGAUCAUUGUUUCACAGGGCAUAUGAAUUGGAUCUUGCAUAUGAAUAAUUAGUGCGAUGUGUAAAUGUAAAAUGUUGGUUUUAAAGUUUUAUGUGUCAUAACUGUUAAUGAUACUUUUACUCUGUUUUGUUUUAGUCCAGAAUUACUUAAAACAAAUUCAUUGGCAUGGGUUUGCUUUUUUUAUAUAGAUUAAUAUUAAUAUUAUUG
Argiope bruennichi is the source of this 10084-nucleotide messenger RNA. RefSeq lists its product as uncharacterized. The record is from RefSeq and is a predicted model, not a curated record. Gene Ontology annotation, molecular function: helicase activity. Lineage: Eukaryota; Metazoa; Arthropoda; Arachnida; Araneae; Araneidae. The coding region runs from base 8 to 9925 and encodes 3305 amino acids. The transcript has a single exon.